Molecule: messenger RNA, 1604 nt
Organism: Abrus precatorius (Indian licorice)
Lineage: Eukaryota; Viridiplantae; Streptophyta; Magnoliopsida; Fabales; Fabaceae
Product: lipid phosphate phosphatase delta
Exons: 8
Coding region: 197-1420 (407 amino acids)
Cellular component (GO): endoplasmic reticulum membrane
Molecular function (GO): sphingosine-1-phosphate phosphatase activity
Source: RefSeq, a predicted model, not a curated record
GAAAGAAAUAAAGUUGAAUACAAGGGAAUACCAUUUCUUCCAACUUCCACGGUCCAAUUUUGAUUCUGGCAGCCAGGUUCCUCUCUCUGUUCCUGCCAGUUCCCUCUCUUUCUUUCUUCGGUCCUUCUCUUCUCUUCUCUUCUCUUCUGCGCUGCUCCUAAAGAGAAGAAGAAGAAGAAGAAGAAGAAGAAGAAGAAUGGAGGGUGAGGGUGCAGCAGUGUGGCAAGGUGCGGUUUUGGGUGGAAUAAUCUUCUGGCUUCUCUCUGCUUCAUAUCUAAAUCUUACUCGGAAACUUAGAUCUUUCUUCCAACCUUGGGUUUCUCACAGUGUUGACACUGGAACCCCAAUUAUCCUCCAGAUCCAGAGUUACCGUUUUGGAUUCCUGGAUGCCCUUUUUUCUGGGUUGUCGUGUGUUGUUUCUGUGCCCUUUUACACUGCUUUUCUCCCUCUGUUAUUCUGGAGUGGUCAUGGCCAAUUGGCGAGGCAGAUGACGUUGUUGAUGGCUUUUUGUGAUUAUGUAGGGAACUGCAUAAAGGACGUGGUUUCAGCUCCAAGACCUGCUUCUCCACCUGUCAGGAGAGUGACUGCUACAAAAGAUGAAGAAGAUAAUGCGUUAGAAUAUGGAUUGCCUUCUUCUCACACACUUAACACAGUUUGCUUAUCUGGCUACCUUUUGCACUAUGUCCUGAUUCAUACUCAAAUUCAAGGUGCCUAUGUUAAUUAUCUUGGAGUUUCUAUUGCUUGCUUGCUGGUGGCCCUAAUUGGUUUGGGAAGAAUUUAUCUUGGCAUGCAUAGUGUGGUUGAUGUUGUUUCUGGCCUUCUUAUUGGACUUGGGCUCCUUGCAUUUUGGCUCACGGUUGAUGAAUACAUAGACAGUUUUGUGAUCUCAGGACAAAAUGUUACAUCCUUUUGGGCUGCCUUGAGCUUCCUUUUGCUUUUUGCUUAUCCAACUCCUGAACUUCCAACUCCAAGCUUUGAGUUUCACACUGCUUUCAAUGGUGUUGCAUUGGGAAUUGUUACUGGGGUACAGCAAACAUAUCAUCAAUUUCAUCAUGGGAAUGUUCCUCGUUUGUUCUCUUCAGAUAUGACUAUACCUGUAUUUUUGGGAAGAAUGCUCUUGGGUAUACCUACAAUUCUAAUUGUAAAAUUCUGCAGUAAGGCUCUCGCAAAAUGGACUAUUCCUGUGGUAGCAAACACCUUGGGCAUCCCAAUAAAAUCAACCAGCUAUAUCCCCACGUUGAAUGGAUCUGUCACGGGUAAAAAGUCCGAUAAGCUUAAACAAGGAGGUUACUUGCAAAGGCUCCUUUCACGGCAUAAGGCAUUCGAUGUUGAUACUGGAAUUAGAUUUCUUCAAUACGCAGGCCUUGCGUGGUCUGUAGUCGACCUAGUGCCAUCUCUUUUUUCAUACUUGAGCUUGUGAUUUUGAGACAUGCUUACCAUUUUAUGAAAAUUUUGUACAGCAAGAGAUCGUCCCAUUUUGGUCAUGUCCACUCAAAAUUAUCUAUAAGAAAAUAUCAGAACGAUAGAUCAUUCCCACGCGGUAAAAUUUGCUCGACUCUCGCAGAUCCUGUUGAUUUCACAAAUUGAUCAGUCGUUGACGUUUU